CAUCGAUCAAAAACCCCACUGCAAAAACCCUAAUCCCCAAUUCUCCACAACCCUCAUACCAACAAACAACAAUGGCCCCUCCAAGUCUUCUUCUUGGUCCCCCAGAGUUCAAAAAGCCAAAGCCAAAGCCAAUCGCAGCAGCAACCCAAACCCAAACUCAAUCGACUGACCCCUUCGUUGACCUCAUGGUUGCCAAUUACAACGACUCAGCCAAGGCUCCAAUUAUCGCACCUCCGAUGGGCUUCACUGAGAACCGUUCUGCCACGUUUCUCGCCUCCGGCAACCCCUGCGUCGAUUUCUUCUUCCAUGUUGUGCCAUCCACGCCGGCCUCCUAUUUCAACCAACAGCUCCCGCUCGCCUGGGCCCACGACGACCUAACCACCCUCAAGCUCAUCUGCAACCUCAGAGGCGUGCGCGGCACUGGAAAGUCCGACAAGGAAGGCUUCUACACGGCGGCGUUUUGGCUCCACAAGCACCAUCCCAAAACCCUCGCCUGCAACGUUGCGUCUCUAGCCGAGUUUGGGUAUUUCAAAGAUCUGCCUGAGAUCCUGUACCGCCUUCUACAAGGCGAAGACGUGAGGAAGACCCAAAAGGCCGAGUGGUCGAUGAGAAAAGGCGGGGCGUGUAGGAUUGGUAGGCGUGGUAGGGGGGGGCUAAAUCAUCUGAGACCACCCUACAGAGGUGGCGUUUCACCAUCACCACCCUACUACGGAGGUGGCUUUGCACCACCAGCACCCUACGGAGGUGGCCCCUAUGGGCUGAGACCACCCUUCGGGGGGGGGCAAAGGUCAAGUAGCAGUGCGGUGAAGGGACGCCGGUCAAGUAAUCGGAAAGGGGAUGUGCACUCUAGAGAGGCCCGGAUAAAAAGGGCAAUGGAAAGGGCACAAUUGGAGAAGGAAAAGGCGAGCUCUUUGAGAAGAGAGAAGAAGAUCAGUAUGGCCCAGAAAGCCCUUGGGAGGUACCAACGUGACCCCGAUUUCCGGUUUCUGUACGAGCGUGUUUCAGAUCUUUUCGCCGAGUGUUUGAAGUCUGAUAUUGAAAACUUCAACUCCAAUCAGUACAAAAAGAUAACCCUGGCAGCCAAGUGGUGUCCUUCUAUCGAUUCAUCCUUCGACCGAGCCACUUUGCUAUGUGAAAGCAUCGCCAGGAAGGUCUUCCCGCGAGAAUCAUACCCAGAAUAUGAAGGUGUUGAGGACGCCCAUUACGCCUACAGAGUCCGAGACCGGCUGAGGAAGGAUGUGUUGGUGCCGUUGAGGAAGGUGUUGGAGUUGCCAGAGGUUUAUAUAGGUGCCAACCAGUGGGGUUCCAUUCCUUACAACCGAGUGGCCUCUGUGGCCAUGAAGUUUUACAAGGAGAAGUUCCUUAAGCAUGAUGAAGAGAGGUUUAAGAAGUAUUUGGAGGACGUCAAAGCUGGCAAGUCCACGAUUGCAGCAGGUGCUUUGCUUCCACAUGAGAUCAUAGAGUCUCUGAAUCAUGGAGAUGGCGGGCAAGUGGCUGAGCUUCAGUGGAAGAGAAUGGUGGAUGACAUGCUGAAGCAAGGCAAGAUGAACAACUGCUUGGCUGUAUGUGACGUCUCUGGAAGCAUGAAUGGGACACCCAUGGAGGUGUCGGUGGCUUUGGGACUGUUGGUGUCUGAACUGAGUGAAGAGCCAUGGAAGGGAAAGGUCAUCACUUUCAGUGCAAGACCUGAGCUUCAUUUGAUACAAGGCAAUGAUCUUAUGUCCAAGUGCGAGUUUGUGAGGACGAUGGAAUGGGGCGGGAACACUAAUUUUCAAAAGGUGUUUGAUUUGCUUCUGCAAGUGGCAGUGAAGGGGAGACUGAAGCCAGAGCAUAUGAUAAAGAGGAUCUUUGUGUUCAGCGACAUGGAGUUUGAUCAGGCUUCAACCAAUAGGUGGGAGACUGAUUAUCAGACAAUUCAGAGGAAGUAUAAUGAGAAAGGAUAUGGGAAUGCCAUACCGCAGAUUGUGUUUUGGAAUCUAAGGCACUCUUUGUCUACGCCAGUGCCUAGCACACAACCAGGGGUGGCGCUGUUGAGUGGCUAUUCGAAGAAUUUGAUGAAGUUGUUCUUGGAUAAUGAUGGAGAAGUUCGCCCAGACAGUGUCAUGGAACAAGCCCUCUCCGGCGAAGAAUAUCAGAAGUUGCUUGUGCUGGAUUGA
This is a messenger RNA of Prunus mume (Japanese apricot), 2156 nucleotides long. RefSeq lists its product as uncharacterized. The record is from RefSeq and is a predicted model, not a curated record. NCBI's taxonomy places the organism in Eukaryota, Viridiplantae, Streptophyta, Magnoliopsida, Rosales, Rosaceae.